UAGAAAUACAACGUUCACAUUACAUCCAUCAAAUCCACCAAAGUCCAUAUUCAUGUAUAUAAUUGGUCAGCGUAGCACCUUGCUGGAUGACGUUGCACUGCGUUGUUGUAAAAGUUGAUCCAGAUUCAACUUUUUUGCCAGACGACCCUUUAUGUUGGCACCCCCACUGCAUCAACACACUGCUCUCAUUCAAAUCAAUGACCUAAGGCCUAAGUACUGCCUCACAGAGCCGCUAGCAUGGAUGUAGACUCUCAGUCUUGUUAACCUUUCUUUACCCAGUGUUGGUUCACUGGACUUUUUUCUAGGAACACACUGCUCCUCACUCACGCAUUCACAAGUACAACCACACUGAUCUUUUGGCAGCCGAGCAGCUCCCUUAGAGCUGUGAAGGGAUGUGUGCCUUUGCUCAGUUGUGAAGGUGGCCUUGAGCAAAGUGCUGCUUACGCUGCAGAAGCACUGCAGAAUGUUUGUGCCACUCUGGGGAUUAAACAGGAGCCUUUGCUUGGACUGCUGUUUUUUUUCUUUUUUUGUCUUCUAUUCAUUCAAUGAGCUUAGCAUGCAUUUUUAUCUUCACUGCUUUUUAACUCUUUCCAAAAUACCAUAUUUUCCUUCCUUUGAUUUGCUCCUACUUGCUGUACAGGCUUUUUCCCAUCCCUUCAUAAGACUAGUCCAUCCAAAGCUGAUCAUGUGCAGUUGCUUGCAGAAACAACCUGUUUUCCAUUCUUUAUACACUGUUGAAAACUGUUCUGAAAUGGACUUUUAAAGACUUUUAAAGGUAAAGGUCACUGUAACAAACAUUCAUUAGAGAUGUUGGCUUUCCUCUCUGGUCUUUGCCCAAAUGACCACUUAUGUUAGAGAUUGAUGUGGUUGAAUAUUCACCGGUUACACAAUUGUUUUGGCUGUUGAAUGGUGGCCAAUUUAUUCAAGCAUCAAAGGAAUGAGGCAUUGUGUUUGAAAUGAGCUGCCACUGUGGUUUCACCAUAUGUUGCUCCUCAAUAAUGAUCAUGUGGGAGAAGUCAAGUUGCCUUAGAUAAAAUCAAGCAGCAAGCAGCUUUGGUCAAAACAUCUCAUAACAGCUGCACAGUUUGCAUUGCUGUUUUACUCACAGACCCUCACUUCCUUAGAAAAUCAUGAAAUGCAGUGACUCAACUGUUUGAAUACAUUUGUUUAAAUGGUUUAUUGAGUCACUAAUUUCACCUCGCUGCAUUUAACUCGUACGCUCUGUUCCUGAGAAAAGGCACGACAUCCUCUAACUGCUUCAGGUGAAACAAAAUGUAUUCAACCUCGGUCUGCUCACAUACAGUAGAUGAUGAUGUCAUUGUUGCCGCUUACUCAACCAUUGUCCGCUGUGUUCAGUCAUUUAUUGAGUAGUAUGAGAGUGCUCCACCUCAUUGCUGAUCAUUGUAAUAAUAUGGAAUAAAAACUAAAACUGUAUUUUCAACUCUAACUUUAACUUGAACAUUUUUAAAAUCUAAAAUGAUAGUUUUCGUUUUUCAAACCACUUCUAUUUUGAACCAAGAUUAACAGUGGUUAUCUGUACAUCUAUUAGCACAUGAUAGAUUAACUCAUUUAUAUAUAAUAAGGUCUGUACAGUUUGAAUCAUCUCACUGAUAAAUGAGCUUUCUUGCAGUGAUCAGUGUCACUGUUUUUCAGUGUUUUGUGUGUAAUGACUGUAAGGCUUUGCUUUGUCACUACUUUUCUGCCUUGAAGCUCAGUGUUCACACUCUGAGAAAUGAUUUGUGUAUCUUUUUUAUAAAAUGUAUUACCCAUGUUUGUUUUGUCCUUAAUACUUGUACAGUCAAUGAUGGAGUCACAUUUUCUGCUGUUGUGCUCUCUAAGAGAUUACUUAGUGAACCGUUGAUGAUCCAAUGGGAGUGCUGUUUAAUCUCUGUAAAUGGAUCCAAUGACUGGCAGGCUGGUGUCUUGGUGGGCGGGUGUAGAGCUCCCACUGCUGUAUAUCUGUAGUCUAAUAAUACUGGUUUUCAGUAUUACAACCAGCUCUCUAUACAGUAUGUGUAUCCUUUAGUACUUUCUGUUGGACUAUAGAGUAAACCUGAUGUGUCUGUGUCUCUAUGUGCCAGUGUCCAAUGUGGGCCACAAUGAAUUUGAAUACUUUGAAACAAAUGGAUUACCAUCUGAAAUAAAAUCAGUGUUCAAGCUGAGUUUAUUUCUCCCCUCACAUGAACUGACGACAUAUCAUAUGUGGAAAAAGAAAAUAGUAAAAGCCGGAGACAAAGACCUGGAUGGACAAUUAGACUUUGAGGAGUUUGUUCAUUAUCUCAGAGACCACGAGAAGAAACUGCGGCUGGUCUUCAAGAGUCUGGACAAGAAGAACGAUGGUCGGAUCGACUCACAAGAAAUCAUGCAGUCUCUGCGUGACCUGGGAGUGAACAUCUCUGAGGAACAGGCUGACAAGAUUCUCAAAAGUAUGGACAAAAACGGAACAAUGACAAUUGACUGGAAUGAGUGGCGGGAUUACCACCUCCUACAUCCAGCAGACAACAUUCCUGAGAUCAUCCUCUACUGGAAACACUCCACGAUCUUUGAUGUUGGGGAGAGUUUGAUGGUGCCUGAUGAGUUCACAGCAGAAGAGAAGAAUACAGGCAUGUGGUGGCGACACCUAGUGGCCGGAGGAGGAGCCGGCGCAGUGUCUCGAACCUGCACUGCACCACUGGAUAGGCUCAAAGUACUCAUGCAGGUUCACGCCUCCAAGAGCAACAGCAUGCACAUGGCCGGUGGCUUCGGCCAGAUGAUCAGGGAGGGCGGUGUGAGGUCACUGUGGCGAGGGAACGGCAUCAAUGUUAUCAAAAUCGCCCCCGAGUCUGCUAUCAAGUUCAUGGCCUACGAACAGAUUAAACGAUUAAUUGGAAGUAACCAGGAGACGCUGGGCAUCGCGGAGAGACUGGUGGCAGGCUCUCUGGCUGGAGCCAUCGCUCAGAGCAGCAUCUACCCCAUGGAGGUCCUGAAGACACGGUUAGCCCUGAGGAAGACGGGCCAGUACUCGGGCAUCUUGCAUUGUGCCAAACACAUCUUCCAGAAGGAGGGUGUGGCUGCUUUCUAUAAGGGCUACGUCCCCAACAUGCUGGGAAUCAUCCCCUACGCUGGCAUCGACUUGGCUGUAUAUGAGACUCUGAAGAAUUCCUGGCUGCAGCGCUACGCCACAGACAGCGCUAAUCCAGGAGUGUUCGUGCUCCUGGCUUGCGGGACCACCUCCAGCACGUGUGGACAGCUCGCCAGCUACCCGCUCGCCCUGGUCAGGACUCGAAUGCAGGCGCAAGCUACCCUGGAAGGAGGCCCUCAGAUGAACAUGACAAGCCUGUUCAGACACAUCGUCAGGACCGAAGGGGCCAUGGGACUCUACCGAGGCCUGGCACCCAACUUCAUGAAGGUCAUUCCAUCCGUCAGCAUCAGCUAUGUGGUCUACGAGUACCUCAAGAUCACACUGGGUGUCCAGUCACAGUGAGGAGGGAAGCGGACACAGGAGAUCAAGGGCCAAAGGUUUUUUUUUUUUUUUUUUGCUUUUCUUUGGGGCCGAAGAUUGAAAAGCAGCUGAAACGAAAGACAUUUAUGUCAAAUGAUCAAUUUCCAGGGUUAAAGGAUAAAUAGGAUAUGUGAUCGAAGAGGGAGAGAAUCUGAAAGUAGGAAUGAAGACUUCCUGGAUGGACGAAAACUUGAUUGAAGCUUUUUCUGUUGUUUGCUCUUAUUUAAAGCAUUCUAAAUACCCAGCACUGCUUCAACACCUGUUCACUUUAUCUUAAAAGACAAACGUUUACAUUGAAUUCAUUGAAGUGGUUUACUGGUGUUCCAGUAACACGUACUUGCUUAAUGUGGGCACUGACUGUGCUGCUGGGUGGGUAUCGUCUUUGUCUUGAAGGGCUUUGCUAAGACAAAUCACAAAAGCAUUUCCCAUGUCUCCCUACUGGAAGACCUGCACACUACUUAUCAAAAGUACAGUGACUCUGACCAUAGCUGAUGAGGAUGUAACCCUUUAAGGUAUGUAGCUUUCCACUGUGCAUGUGUCAUAUUAUGUAAAAAUAGAUUCAGCUGCAGCUAGCUUCUAACAGGUCAAGAUCUUUUUUUUUUUUCAUCUACUUUUUAUCGCCACUGUUUAUUCUUACGUCCACUACCUUGCAUGAAGGUUGUGACAGCAUUCUAAAAAAAACAUUGACUUUGUGAAAGCACACACCUCCUGCAGAAUAGAUCAGCCACACACACAAAACAAUCACAAUGCUUUGUGUGUUUGUCAUUUUCAAUAUCUCAAUAUUUCCAUUCAUUCUCCCCAGAGGAUGAAGCUUUCUAUCAUGGACACUGCGGCGCCCCCCUCAGGCCCAAAUAUGAACUUUCCAUAGACAUUUUGUCAAGAAAUUACUUGAACACAUUCAUGCUUCCAAAGGAAGGAAUCCUUUUUAUUUUGAAAUAUUAUCAAGCCGAGGAUCUAGAAAUAGCACAACUGUUAUUAUGUUUUGUUCCGAGCUGCACUUUUGCACUGUGGGGUGCAACGAACGUGGCUGCUAGCGAGGACGCUUUGAAGAGCGGAUGGAAAAAAAGGUAUUCGUUUAUGUUUGGUUGUGCUAAUCCGCAUUGAAUUUGUUCCCCAAGAUUCUCUGUCUGAACACACAGUUAUUGUGCAUUAUUGUGAAUUAUAAAUUUCCCUGUAAACUGAGUGACAGCAAGAGAAACAGCACAACGAGACCAACUCUGACUGAAGCUACUUGGAUAGGUUUGGGGGCUGGUCAUCAUAGUGAGGGAGGAUUAUAAACAGAAGUAGUCUUUAAUACUAAAGAUCAGGAGAACAGCUUCCCCUAUUUUUGGAUGUUACAUAUGAUGUCAUGUGGUUGCUGUGAAGCACUGGAAAACUUUGCACUCCCUACCAAGUAAAAGCUUGAAUUCUUGCCAUAAUUGUAGAAAUUUCCAAUCAGGCAAAGCACCAUUUACAAAUCUGUGUCUGUUCUUCCAUGUGCUCUGUAGGAUUUGUAGUGAUUUUAUUGUUGCCAUAGCAGCAGGCUUAAGCUGCUUUAACUUUGCCUCCAGAGCAACAAUCGGGUCUUUAACAAAUUAAAUAAUCCUGAUUUUUACAGAACACAAGUCAUGAAACUUUAGUUUUAAUAAUGUUAAUCUGAUUACGGCUUCAACUGCAGUAUGCGUCAGAUAGAAUAGAAAAUAUUAUAACGUGAAUAUGGGACUAAUGGAAUUAAAAAUACUUCUUUCAAAUCUCAGAAAAAAAUAGAAAUCAAACAGGAAGAUGCUGUUCUACAUAUUGUCGGGAGGAUUACACUACCGCACAGAGCUCCUCUCUUCAAACAUCACAAUGAUCUGUGGUUUGUUCAGUAAUAACAGGUCAUUGUUGUAAAGUUUAGAGCUGUGAACAGAAGCCGGUUGUGGGAUACAUCUGACUUCACCGGCUUGUACGAUGCAAAUAAACACUCCUUAUAGUCAAAUGGCAUGACAUCCGAGCAGAGGUAACACUCAACACGACUGCUGCCUGUGUCAAAUGAUCAGAUUCCCGUGAGUGCCUUGGGUGCCGAGCCUCUCUGUAAAGCACCUGAACACUGUAAAAGGUGGAGUCUGUGGGACGUUGUUUGCACUUUACUUUACUCUGCUUUACUUCCUGUGUUUUUUUUUAAUUUAUUUAUGACUGUAUUUAUGUAUUUAUUUUUACAAAAAAUUGAUUGAUUGACUGAAUUUGAUCUGUUGGUUGUGCUGAAUGAUUUCAUAUUCAGGUGGCUCUUUGAUAUUUUAGAGUAAACUGAGGCUCGUGGUUUGUUUUGGAGUGAUAGAUGCGACUUUGGUAUGGUUUAAUAUUCAAGAUUCCUCUGAUGACGCCGUCUGAUUUUUUCACAUCAGAGACAGUUCAACAAAAAAAGCUACAAACCCUGCAUUUCAUCUGACUGACACUAUCUGAACAGGAUCUCUCGGGACUGAAUGAGUGCGUGUUCAUUAAAAGGCCAGCUCCCCUGCUGUACAAACCAUUGGACUGUACAAUCAGUGUAUAAUGCAGAAUGUCAGGCUGCUUUUGUCAGCUGCCUUACUUGCUUUUGAAAAACCGCGCUGUGUCUUUGUAACUGGUGGAGAAGAAAAGAUUACAUUUGCUCAAUACUGAUAUAUAUGCAUAAAGCAGUGACACAGAAUGAUGUCACUCUGUGGCUGCGUGUAAAUGUUUUUUUUCCAUAUUUUGUACAGUGAACAGUAGCGUUCUGAUGUCUUAAAAGUCGCCUUUACUGGAUGUUGUACUGACCAACAGGCAGUGGGGCAAAUCGCCAGUGGAACUUUAAAUGUACAGGAACUACUAGACUAUACAAGCUGAAGGCUACAAUGUAUAUUGGUAAAUGGUGGCAUAGUUUACUAAAUGUAUUCAAUAUAUAUAUAUUUCUAAUUUAUUUUACUAUGCUAGCUGUAAGUGACCAAGAUGUAUGAGUAUGUGAGAACUUGUACAGUAGUUGUCAGUGUGUAGAUGCAUCCAAUGAAAGAAUGUUAUGCUGACAAUAAUAUUUAUGCUUGUUUGAGAUCAGCUGUUAAAUAAAUUAGUUCAGCAUUGAA
Molecule: messenger RNA, 6537 nt
Organism: Thunnus maccoyii (southern bluefin tuna)
Lineage: Eukaryota; Metazoa; Chordata; Actinopteri; Scombriformes; Scombridae
Gene: slc25a25b
Product: solute carrier family 25 member 25b
Exons: 10
Coding region: 2057-3463 (468 amino acids)
Biological process (GO): transmembrane transport
Cellular component (GO): mitochondrial inner membrane
Molecular function (GO): calcium ion binding; ATP transmembrane transporter activity
Source: RefSeq, a predicted model, not a curated record